This is a messenger RNA of Medicago truncatula (barrel medic), 2991 nucleotides long. RefSeq lists its product as uncharacterized. The transcript has 7 exons. NCBI's taxonomy places the organism in Eukaryota, Viridiplantae, Streptophyta, Magnoliopsida, Fabales, Fabaceae. Gene Ontology annotation, molecular function: RNA-DNA hybrid ribonuclease activity; nucleic acid binding. The record is from RefSeq and is a predicted model, not a curated record. Gene Ontology annotation, biological process: DNA integration. Bases 1 to 2991 code for a protein of 996 amino acids.
AUGUGCAGACUGAACAUAAGUGAAUCCGUUGAACACAGUGACCCCAUGCUUUCUCCCAACUUUGAGGUCCCGGUUUACGAGGCUGUGGCAGAGGAGGAUGAAGAGAUCCCGAAUGAGAUCAAAUGGAUGUUGGAACAAGAAAGGAAGACAAUUCAACCUCAUCAGGAAGAGAUAGAAAUCAUCAAUCUGGGUACUGAGGAAGACAAGAAAGAAAUCAAGAUUGGGGCAUCGUUGGAUGUAUCUGUCAAGAAAAGAGUAAUUGAGCUUAUCAGAGAAUAUGUUGAUAUAUUCGCAUGGUCAUACAAAGACAUGCCGGGUCUAGACCCUGAUGUCGUUGAACACAGACUACCUUUGAAGCCUGAGUGUCCUCCGAUCAAAGAGGAAGUGCGGAAGCAAAUUGAUGCAGGUUUCCUAGUCACAUCAGAGUAUCCUCAAUGGUUGGCCAACAUAGUGCCUGUUCCAAAGAAAGAUGGCAAAGUCAGAAUGUGUGUUGAUUAUCGGGACUUGAACAAGGCUAGUCCGAAGGAUAAUUUUCCUUUACCUCACAUUGAUGUAUUGGUUGAUAAUACUGCUAAGUGCAAGGUUUUCUCCUUCAUGGACGGUUUCUCCGGCUACAAUCAGAUCAGGAUGGCUCCUGAGGAUAGAGAAAAGACGUCUUUCAUCACGCCCUGGGGUGCUUUCUGCUAUGUGGUGAUGCCAUUUGGUUUGAUAAAUGCUGGUGCCACUUACCAAAGGGGCUUUAUCGUCAGUCAAAAGGGUAUUGAAGUUGAUCCCGACAAGGUCAGAGCCAUCAGAGAAAUGCCUGUUCCAAAGACAGAGAAGCAAGUCAGAGGUUUUCUUGGUAGACUCAAUUAUAUCUCCAGAUUUAUCUCUCACAUGACCGCCACAUGUGGACCAAUUUUCAAGUUACUCCGCAAGGAUCAAGGGGUGAAGUGGAAUGAUGAUUGUCAGAAGGCUUUUGAUCAAAUCAAAGAAUAUCUGUUAGAACCUCCAAUUCUUGUUCCUCCAGUUGACGGAAGACCUUUGAUCAUGUAUUUAACAGUACUAGAAGAUUCCAUGGGCUGUGUUUUGGGUCAACAAGACGAAACCGGAAAGAAAGAGCACGCUAUCUACUAUUUGAGUAAGAAGUUCACUGAUUGUGAGUCCCGAUAUUCUGUACUUGAGAAAACUUGUUGUGCUUUAACUUGGGCUGCCAAGCGUCUCCGUCAUUAUAUGAUUAAUCAUACAACUUGGUUGAUAUCCAAGAUGGAUCCUAUCAAGUACAUAUUUGAGAAGCCAGCUUUAACUGGAAGGAUUGCUCGCUGGCAGAUGUUAUUGUCCGAGUAUGAUAUCGAGUAUCGCACUCAGAAAGCAGUCAAAGGUAGCAUCUUGGCAGAACAUUUGGCUCAUCAACCAAUCGAAGACUAUCAACCAAUCAAAUUCGACUUCCCAGAUGAAGAGGUUAUUGGAAUUGGUGCGGUGCUCAUUACCCCUAAGGGUACUCACAUCCCUUUUACCGCGAGGUUACGUUUUGAUUGCACAAACAACAUCGCAGAGUACGAAGCUUGCAUCAUGGGUAUCGAGGAAGCCAUCGAUUUGAGGAUCAAGAAAAUUGUCAUUUAUGGAGAUUCCGCUCUUGUGAUUAACCAGAUCAAAGGAGAAUGGGAAACUCGUCAUCCUGGAUUGAUUCCCUACAGAGAUUAUGCAAGGCGUUUGCUGACUUUCUUCAACAAAGUAGAGUUACAUCAUGUGCCCCGCGAUGAGAAUCAAAUGGCAGAUGCUUUAGCUACUCUAUCCUCAAUGAUCAAUGUGAAUGGUCACAAUACUGUGCCAGUAAUCAAUGUCCAAUUUCUCGACCGACCUGCUUAUGUGUUUGUAGCUGAAGCAAUUGAUGAUGACAAGCCAUGGUAUCAUGAUAUCCAAGUUUUCCUUCAAACUCAAAAGUACCCACCUGGGGCAUCCAACAAGGACAAGAAAACAUUGAGAAAAUUGUCAAGCCGUUUCUUCCUUAACGAAGACGUUUUGUAUAAAAGGAACUUUGAUAGGGUCCUACUUAGAUGUGUGGAUAAGCAUGAAGCAGAAAAAUUGAUGUGCGAGAUUCAUGAAGGCUCUUUCGGAACUCACUCAUGUGGGCACGCCAUGGCGAAGAAGAUAUUGAGAGCUGGGUACUACUGGAUAACAAUGCACGCUGAUUGCUACAAUCAUGCCAAGAGAUGCCACAAAUGUCAAAUCUAUGCUGACAAGAUUCAUAUACCACCAUCUAUGCUCAAUGUCAUCUCUUCCCCGUGGCCCUUCUCUAUGUGGGGCAUUGACAUGAUUGGUCGGAUUGAACCAAAGGCUUCCAAUGGGCAUCGCUUCAUAUUAGUGGCUAUCGAUUAUUUCACCAAAAUCAUCACAGACAAUGGCACAAAUCUGAAUAACAACAUGAUGAAAGAGUUGUGCGAUGACUUCAAGAUUCAACAUCACAAUUCUUCUCCUUACAGACCACAGAUGAAUGGGGCAGUUGAAGCUGCAAACAAGAACAUCAAGAAGAUCAUACAGAAGAUGGUAGUUACUUAUAAGGACUGGCAUGAAAUGUUACCCUACGCUUUGUAUGGAUACCGUACCUCAGUGCGAACCUCGACAGGGGCAACCCCUUUCUCUUUGGUAUAUGGUAUGGAGGCUGUACUACCUGUAGAGGUUGAGAUUCCUUCUUUAAGAGUCUUGAUGGAAGCUGAAUUGUCUGAAGCUGAAUGGUGCCAGAGCAGUAGUGUAUGUGAGGUGUUCAUCCCAAAGAAGCUUGACAAAUGGGGGAAAAGGUUUGGUUUUGUGAAGUUUGGAGUGGUGGAUGAUGUGGAGGAGAUGGAGAGGAAGUUGGUGGAGAGAGGUAAAGUGGCUGAAGGUGUGUCAUUCAAGAGUGAUUUGGUUAACAAGUUUCAGCAUGGUUCGGUGGUGCGACCGAAAGGCAAGAUUCUAGAGGCUACGCCAUCAGAGGCUGUUAUGUGGGAUUCUUACCUCACCGUGAAAAAGUGA